CCCCGGACUCUUAUCCCUGUCAAUCUUGAAUCUUACUAAUUGAAUGGGUCUACGAUAAGCUACCCUUGUAGAUCUUAUCGACCCCUAGCAAGCUCAGCCUCAAGUCAAGUUUUCCCAGCCUCGUAUGACGUCCGCAAAGUAAAUAACACCGAGUACUUCGUAUCUCAACUGAAGAGAUUCAUAUGCCCUAGAACCAAUUACACACAAUGGCGCACAUGACGAACCCCCUCGCGACGCCCGACCAGCUAUACCAGCGGACCUCCUUCAGCGCGCUGCCCUCCGACCUCCAAGACAUCAUCUUCUUCACCACACAAGUCCUAACCCAAGCCGCCGGCGUCCUCCUCCGGAUCCCACAAUCCGUCGCAGCACAAGCCGGCGUAAUACUCGCACGAUACUGGCUAAUCGCCUCCCCCCUCUCCCACGAAUUUAGCGACACCUCAGCAGCAGCCCUAUUCCUCGUCGCGAAGCUCAGCGCACACCCAUGCCCACCCCGCGACGUCUGCAAUGUCUACGCGUACCUCCUCUCGCCCAGCUCUCCUCUCUUCCGCAGUCCCUCCAACCCUUCAACCACAUCCGAUAAAGACCGCGACCCGUCCUCGUAUUACCUCUCCGAGAGCGCAUACACCACCUUCCGGACCCGGAUCCUCAGCCUCGAGGCGCGCAUCCUGUACUCCCUUUCCUUCGACACCCACGUGGCGCUGCCGCACCCCCUCGCCGUCACAUACCUACAAGCGCUAGACUUCCUAUCCGCGCCGAAAACAGAGAUCGCGGGCCGCGCUGUUGCAUACCUGAACACGGCGCUGCUGUCGCCGCAGCUAUUAUACCUGACGCACCAACCGAACGCGCUCGCCGUCGCGGCUAUCUACGCCGCGGCGCGGGAUGUAGGGGCCAAGAUGCCGGAGUGUGCGUGGUGGGAGGUUUUCGAUGUUGAGCGCGAGGAGCUUGGGUUUUUGGUUGUUGGAAUGAGGAGCUUGGAGGGGUGGGCGCGGAAGCAGAGGGAUGGGUUUGAGGAGUUGGGGAAGGGGAUGGUGACACGGGCUUUUGUGGAGGGGGAGAUGAGGAAGAGGGGGUUGAGGAUUGGGAAUGGGAGUGGGGGGGUUGUGGUUGAGGUGGAGGAUGAGGAGGCGGUUAUGAUGCGUAGGUUGGAUGAGAAGGCUGCGGAGUUGGAAGGGUGAGGCGUGGAUGUGUGCUUGAGAGGUAUGUACCUAUGUAGCUAAUCACGUUGGUUUAAUGGGAUUCGAUUUAAGGAAAUGUAAUUGAUUUUUCAUUGUUCCUCGC
This is a messenger RNA of Annulohypoxylon maeteangense, 1278 nucleotides long. RefSeq names its product cyclin-like protein. The coding region runs from base 207 to 1175 and encodes 322 amino acids. Gene Ontology annotation, cellular component: nucleus. The record is from RefSeq and is a predicted model, not a curated record. NCBI's taxonomy places the organism in Eukaryota, Fungi, Ascomycota, Sordariomycetes, Xylariales, Hypoxylaceae. Gene Ontology annotation, molecular function: cyclin-dependent protein serine/threonine kinase regulator activity. Gene Ontology annotation, biological process: regulation of transcription by RNA polymerase II. The transcript has a single exon.